Molecule: messenger RNA, 1419 nt
Organism: Paramormyrops kingsleyae
Lineage: Eukaryota; Metazoa; Chordata; Actinopteri; Osteoglossiformes; Mormyridae
Source: RefSeq, a predicted model, not a curated record
UAUAUUUUAUCAAGUUAUUAAGUAAUAUGGCAUUAUUACAUAAUGCGUUGUUACAUGCCCUAAGCUUCCUGGAUAGGUUCUGGGGUCCCCCAACCCCUCAUUGGGUAAGCUGCUACAGAAUCGGACAGAUCAUCACCUGAUCUUCUUGUAGUUUGAUCAAAGUCAUUCAAUAGUUUUUUUAAAUGGAUGUUGUUCAAAAAUCUAAACAAAUUCUUCCCAUGUUUGGGACCCUGAUGCAGGUGACACAAUCUAUGGCCGGGUGAUGGUGGACCCAGUGCAAAACCUUGGCGACUCCUUCAUCUGUAACAUCGAGAAGGUCUUCCUGUGCACCGGCGCCGAUGGCUACGUCCCCAAAUACAACCCCAGCAAGUCUGAGUUUGGCUGCCUUGCCGAUUCCCCCUCGCUCCUUCAUCGGUUCAAAAUCAUCGACAAGGCUCAGCCCGAAACGCAGGACAGGAGCUUUGGGAGCGUCGGCUUCAAUGCGCUUCUGGCCCUGGAGGACCCACAGGCGCAGGCCCUCGUCAGGCAGCCAGGCUCCGACGGAUUCAGAGUGGACUCCAGCCCCCUGUUCCAGGUGGCGACAGGGAGGGCAUGGUACCUGCACACUAUUUACACAGUGCGUUCCAGGGAUAAUGCCAACCGUGGUAUUGGGAAGCGUAGCCUGGAGUACCAUUCCUUGGCACAGGCUGCCAGUUCCUCGUCCAGGGCGUCUCGGUCCAUGAGGUCAGCUGGUGGGGUGCAGGACAUCGCAGACAAGAUUGGUGCUGAGAACAACAGAGGUACCAACAUCAUGCAUAUCGCGCUGGACUACAGCCGCCAGCGGACGAGUGCGGGUGGGGAAAUUUUCGCAGAUGGUGUCGUCCCACAAGAGCUCGCCAGGCAUGGCAAGGAAGCAGGCCUCGUAACGACAGUGGGUGUCCUGGUGGGACUGCUGCUCUUCAUCCUCGUAGUCAUCCUCCUCAUUUUGUUUGUGUACUCCAAGAAGAAGGAGAAGAAGGCAGCACCGAAGGUGUGUGGGAGUAAGGAGCCCAUCAUCACACAGGGCUUUAGCGCUGCCGACAGCUCGGAGGUUUGACCGACAUCCAGGAACCUGCCAGCCCUUGGCUUCAUUAUUUAGUCCAUUAUAUUUGUUUUGAAAGCCCUACAAAGCAAUUCACCAACAUUCUAGGAGGACUUUUGUCAAGCGGCAUUGUGCGAAAAAGGCUUGGGGUUCAGACUGAGGGCUUGUCAUUUUAAUUUUCAUUUUCUGUAAAACCUACUUGAAUGAACUGCCACAAGCUGGCCAAUGUAAACUGGCCAAUGAGAUACAAGCUCCAUCCAGCAAUCGACAGCAAAGCCCCCCACUGAAAAGCAGCACUGCAUAUCAGGAACUCUUCCAUUUACCGGCUUUGCCAUCCUGUUUGUUUUUAUAUAUAUAUA